AUGAACAGCAUCUUCCCAGACCGCAAGGGAAGCGGCGAGACACUCACUGCCCGCUUGUGCAAUCAGCCUCUGAAGGAAGAACAGGGUCUGAGCGCGCCCGCGUCGCCCUGCGCGCACGGCGACGAUGGUGGUGGCGGCGGCGGCGGUGGCGGCGGCAGCGCCGGUCCCAGCCUCAUCGCCUCCUACCUGCUGCUGCCGCUGGCCGAGCGCGAGCAGGUGUCGCGCGCGCUCAGCGUCAGCUCCGGCCGCGAGCUGCGCUGCAAGGUGUUCCCUCUCAAACACUACCAGGACAAGAUCCGGCCCUACAUCCAGCUGCCCUCGCACAGGAACAUCACCGGUGUCGUGGAGGUGAUCCUCGGCGACACCAAAGCCUACGUGUUCUUCGAGAAGGACUUUGGGGACAUGCACUCCUACGUGAGGAGCUGCAAGAGGCUGCGGGAGGAGGAGGCUGCCCGGCUUUUCAAGCAGAUYGUCUCGGCUGUAGCUCACUGCCACCAGUCGGCCAUCGUGCUCGGUGACCUCAAGCUCAGGAAAUUCGUCUUUUCUAAUGAGGAAAGGACGCAGCUGCGGCUCGAGAGCCUGGAGGACACGCACAUCAUCAAGGGCGAGGACGACGCGCUCUCCGACAAGCACGGCUGCCCCGCGUACGUCAGCCCCGAGAUCCUCAACACGACCGGCACCUACUCGGGCAAAUCAGCCGACGUGUGGAGCUUGGGAGUGAUGCUCUACACCCUGCUGGUGGGACGCUACCCCUUCCACGACUCGGACCCUAGCACGCUCUUUUCCAAAAUCCGGCGUGGACAGUUCUGUAUCCCCGAGCACGUCUCUCCCAAAGCCAGAUGCCUCAUCCGCAGCCUGCUGAGGCGGGAGCCCUCCGAAAGACUCACUGCUCCAGAGAUCUUGCUUCAUCCUUGGUUUGAAGCAGUCUUGGAGCCUGGAUAUACAGACCAGGAAACGGGAACUGCGGAUCAAAUCGUUCCAGAGUAUCAUGGAGACAGUGACGAUAUUAGUUCCUUCUUCUGCUAAUCCUGAAAAUCUCAAAAAUCCCUCACGAUUCUCACACACGGCAUCUUUUAUUUUUUCUUUUC
Molecule: messenger RNA, 1088 nt
Organism: Nothoprocta perdicaria
Lineage: Eukaryota; Metazoa; Chordata; Aves; Tinamiformes; Tinamidae
Gene: TRIB1
Product: tribbles pseudokinase 1
Exons: 4
Coding region: 1-1026 (341 amino acids)
Biological process (GO): regulation of MAP kinase activity; protein phosphorylation; positive regulation of proteasomal ubiquitin-dependent protein catabolic process
Cellular component (GO): nucleus
Molecular function (GO): mitogen-activated protein kinase kinase binding; protein kinase activity; ATP binding
Source: RefSeq, a predicted model, not a curated record